AUGAAGGUCACUAUAAAGGAAGUGCACAGCGUUUUUGCAUGGUCGUGGCUUAUUUCAAACCAUGCCAAGGAAAAUGGGGAGAGUAAGAAUGAUGUUGAUGAUGAGGAGGACGUUUGCGGAAUCUGCCGAGCAAGUUUCAAUGCCACAUGCCCUGGCUGCACUUAUCCUGGAGAUGAAUGCCCACUAGUAGUAGGAGACUGUAACCAUAGUUUUCACGUUCAUUGUAUAUACAGAUGGCUAGAUACCACAUCAUCUAAGGGUUUGUGUCCAAUGUGCCGACAACCCUUUCAAUUAAAGCGGGGUUUGGCUAUCAAUGAUUCUCACAUCAAGAAGUUCCAAGACUUGCAUUUGCGGCGAACACAGGGACAAGCGCAAGAAGCCCUAGCUGAAGGUGAUGAAGAGGCGCUAGGCCGUGUUGCUGAUCAACAGAGCCAUGGAAACGGCAUAAUAGAUGAGCAAGGAGAUGUAAUAAUGGAACAGGGUCUAGUUGUUAGAUAG
This is a messenger RNA of Zygotorulaspora mrakii, 498 nucleotides long. RefSeq names its product anaphase promoting complex subunit 11 (gene APC11). Gene Ontology annotation, cellular component: nucleus; anaphase-promoting complex. The transcript has a single exon. The record is from RefSeq and is a predicted model, not a curated record. Gene Ontology annotation, biological process: protein ubiquitination; anaphase-promoting complex-dependent catabolic process; positive regulation of mitotic metaphase/anaphase transition. The coding region runs from base 1 to 498 and encodes 165 amino acids. Lineage: Eukaryota; Fungi; Ascomycota; Saccharomycetes; Saccharomycetales; Saccharomycetaceae. Gene Ontology annotation, molecular function: zinc ion binding; cullin family protein binding; ubiquitin protein ligase activity.